Podospora pseudopauciseta is the source of this 2100-nucleotide messenger RNA. RefSeq lists its product as uncharacterized. Gene Ontology annotation, biological process: lactate catabolic process. Gene Ontology annotation, cellular component: mitochondrion. NCBI's taxonomy places the organism in Eukaryota, Fungi, Ascomycota, Sordariomycetes, Sordariales, Podosporaceae. The transcript is spliced from 3 exons. Gene Ontology annotation, molecular function: FAD binding; D-lactate dehydrogenase (cytochrome) activity; D-lactate dehydrogenase (NAD+) activity. The coding region runs from base 350 to 1954 and encodes 534 amino acids. The record is from RefSeq and is a predicted model, not a curated record.
CCACACCUUACCCCAGCCUCUGAGCCUCUAUUCCCAAUCCCGCGAAUCAAAACACCAGCAAUUUGUUAUCAAGUUUCCGACGUCACAGGCUUCUCGAUGGCAACCUCAUGGAGAUUGUCUUUCGGAGCGGCCACGUUCCACAUCCCAUGAUGAUUUCCAUGGAUGCCAGCGUCGUGAUGGAAGGGGACGCAUGACCAAGAUGGAGAACAUGGACCUGUCCGAGGUUCCGAGAACCUAGAACUCCAUGCUUUUGGAUUCAAUAUGUACCUGUUGAAUCCUUCACCCAACACAGAAGCUGGUGGCUUUUUCAACUUGAUCUCUUCAACUUUGCAUCCAUAACAACGUCACCAUGCAACUGGAGAAAUUUCUUACCGCCGCCGAGGCUAUCGUGGGCUCCGACAAUGUGUCGAGAGAGCCAACCUCUGGUGCCCCAGAGGGCCUGGAUGGGAGUGUCGCCUACGGUGAUCCAUUCCCCUUGUCUCGGCCGCACCGCCCUGGGCCAGCAGUUCGUCCCGAAACGGUUGACCAAGUGCGUGAGCUUGUCCGGGCGGCGAACAGGUUCGAGGUACCCAUGUGGACAGUGUCGAGGGGAAAGAAUCUUGGAUAUGGCGGCUCUGCCCCAGUCGUAGACCGCAACGUUAUCCUCGAUUUGCACCGAAUGAACAAGAUCAUCGAGAUUAACGAAGAAUAUGCCUACGCCAUCGUGGAGCCUGGCGUGACAUUCAUACAAUUAUACGAAGAGAUCAAGAAGCGCAAGCUCAACCUCUGGAUCUCUGUCCCGGCCAUUGGAUGGGGUUCCGUGGUUGGAAAUACCUUGGAGCGAGGUAUUGGUUACACGCAGGAUGCUGCCCAUUACAAGCACCAGUGCGGCAUGGAGGUCGUCCUCCCUGAUGGUGAUUUGCUGCGAACUGGUAUGGGUGUUGUGGAGGACAGCAAGGUGUGGCCGCUGUAUUCAGGGGGCUUUGGGCCCGGGUUGGAUGGUCUGUUCUUCCAGUCAAAUUAUGGCAUUGUCACGAAGAUGGGGAUUCAAUUCUCCCCUGCCCCUGAAGCCUACACUAGAAUCCUCGUCGAAGUCCCCGAGGAACAAGAUUUGGCGCCGCUGGUUGGCACCAUGACUGACCUGAUGCGCCGGCGCAUUGUGGCCAACCCUCCACAGCUGUAUGGCAGGAUGACUCUGAUCAUCGGUGCAGCGCGUCGCGACCCCGAGAUUGCCAAAAUCUUGGGCGAGCACGGCAACUUUGCACGUCACAUCCCUCAGGAGCUUAUCAGCAAGGUUUCCACCAUCCUGGGAUUGCCAGCCUGGUGUGCAGGUUUCGCUCUCUAUGGUCCCCCAGAAGCCCAGGCGGGCCUUUUGGAGGCUGUCAAGCGGCGCUUCAAGCAGGUCAAGGGCGCAAAGGUUACACAUGAGACUUUUAAUGCUGUGCCUGGCGAGUAUCUCAGAAGCGAGGAUGUCACACAAGACUUCCUCCCUCAGAGCGGAGUUCCUUCCAUCAAUCAUGCUUUGGCCUUCUCGUCAAAAGAGGACGGUCUCUGGCACAACUGCUACUCCCCUGUCCUACCACCCUCGGGCCGCGAGCUGUACGAGUGGUACGUCAGGGCCAAGAAGAUCACCGAGGAUCACGAUCUUAAUUUCCUUGCCGAUUUCCACGUCUUCGACAGAUACAUCAUAAGCAUUAACUUGAUCAUGUUCCAUCCCUCAGCCAAGGCCCGACUGCACGAUGUCCAAUACGCUCUCAUGGAGGACUCCAAGAAGCUGGGUUAUUUGGAGUACCGCACCCACGUCAGCUUCAUGGAUGCUACGGCAGCUCACCAGACGUUUAAUAACGGUGCAUUUGGGAGAUUUACCACCAUGUUGAAGGAUACUAUUGAUCCCAACGGAAUUUUGAGUCCAGGGAAGCAGGGUAUUUGGAACUCGACGGCGAAGUUGGCAAGACUGGGGCUUGAGGAGAAGUAGGUGGUUUGGGGUUGUGGUAGGAUUUGGAUGUUUGUGUUUUAUCUCUACUUUUAGCUUAGUUGAUGAGUUCUUGAAUUUGUCCAAACUCUGGUAAAAGAACGGAAUUCCUGGAUGCGUGAUAACGAUCAAUGUACACCUUUUAAGAA